GGAGCUGCCUUGGGGUGAGAAUGAGAACAGCAUGUCCAAGACAGUGGCUUACUCCUUCAGCUUGGGCUAUGCAGUGAAAAAGAUACUUGUCAUGAAGCCAAGGUCUAACUCAACCAAGCUCAGCUAAAUCCAGCAGGGCCACCACCCUCGUGAACUUGAGCAAAAUCUAAGAAGCCCAGCAGAAGAUGACAUCUUGGGAGAUUUAAAGAACUAAGAAGAGAUUGUAACUGUUCACCACAGAUGGCGGAGUACGACUUGACUACUCGCAUCGCGCACUUUUUGGAUCGGCACCUGGUCUUUCCGCUCCUUGAGUUUCUGUCCGUAAAGGAGAUAUAUAAUGAAAAAGAAUUGUUACAAGGGAAGUUGGAUCUUCUUAGUGAUACCAACAUGGUAGACUUUGCUAUGGAUGUAUACAAAAACCUUUAUUCUGAUGAUAUUCCUCAUGCUUUGAGAGAAAAAAGAACCACAGUUGUUGCACAACUGAAACAGCUUCAGGCAGAAACAGAACCAAUUGUGAAGAUGUUUGAAGAUCCAGAAACUACAAGACAAAUGCAGUCAACCAGGGAUGGUCGGAUGCUGUUUGACUACCUAGCAGACAAGCAUGGUUUUAGGCAGGAAUAUUUAGAUACACUCUACAGAUAUGCGAAAUUCCAAUAUGAAUGUGGGAAUUACUCAGGAGCAGCAGAAUAUCUUUAUUUUUUUAGAGUGUUGGUUCCAGCAACAGAUAGAAAUGCUUUAAGUUCACUCUGGGGAAAACUGGCAUCUGAAAUCUUAAUGCAGAAUUGGGAUGCAGCCAUGGAAGACCUCACAAGGCUAAAGGAGACCAUAGAUAAUAACUCUGUGAGUUCUCCACUCCAGUCUCUUCAGCAGCGAACAUGGCUCAUUCAUUGGUCACUGUUUGUUUUCUUCAACCACCCCAAAGGUCGUGAUAAUAUUAUCGAUCUCUUCCUUUACCAACCACAGUAUCUUAAUGCAAUUCAGACAAUGUGUCCACAUAUUCUUCGUUAUUUGACUACAGCAGUCAUAACAAACAAGGAUGUUCGAAAACGCCGGCAAGUGCUAAAAGACUUAGUCAAGGUUAUUCAACAGGAGUCUUACACAUAUAAAGACCCAAUUACAGAAUUCGUUGAAUGCUUGUAUGUUAACUUUGACUUUGAUGGGGCUCAGAAAAAACUGAGGGAAUGUGAGUCAGUACUUGUGAAUGACUUCUUCUUGGUGGCUUGUCUUGAGGAUUUCAUUGAAAAUGCCCGUCUCUUCAUAUUUGAGACUUUUUGUCGCAUCCACCAGUGUAUUAGCAUUAACAUGUUGGCAGAUAAACUGAACAUGACUCCUGAAGAAGCUGAAAGGUGGAUUGUGAAUUUGAUCAGAAAUGCAAGACUGGAUGCCAAGAUUGAUUCUAAAUUAGGGCAUGUGGUUAUGGGUAACAAUGCAGUCUCACCCUAUCAGCAAGUGAUUGAAAAGACCAAAAGCCUUUCCUUUAGAAGCCAGAUACUGGCCAUGAAUAUUGAGAAGAAACUUAAUCAGAAUAGUAGGUCAGAGGCUCCUAACUGGGCAACUCAAGACUCUGGCUUCUACUGAAAAACUGUAAAGAAAAGAUGAAAAAACUAUAAAAGAAAGAUGAAAUAUUAAAACCAUUAUAAUGAAGGGUAACAUACAUUUUAGAAAUAAUUAAAUAUUGAAUAUAAAUUUUGGAGAAUUUGAAUAAAAUUGGCAAUGGUG
This is a messenger RNA of Microcebus murinus (gray mouse lemur), 1719 nucleotides long. The record is from RefSeq and is a predicted model, not a curated record. NCBI's taxonomy places the organism in Eukaryota, Metazoa, Chordata, Mammalia, Primates, Cheirogaleidae.